CCCCGCAGCGCUUCUGAUGAUCAGCUCGGUGUGUGUCUCCUCCUACCGCGGGCGCAAGUCGGGGAACAAGCCUCCGUCCAAAACAUGUCUGAAGGAGGAGAUGGCCAAGGGCGAGGCGUCGGAGAAGAUCAUCAUCAACGUGGGCGGCACGCGACAUGAGACCUACCGCAGCACCUUGCGCACCCUGCCGGGCACCCGCCUCGCCUGGCUGGCCGAUCCCGGCGCGGGGAAAAAAAAACCCGUGGCGGGGGGCCCCGCCAGCAGCGGCAGCAGCGGCGGCGGGGGCUGCGAGUUCUUCUUCGACAGGCACCCGGGCGUCUUCGCCUACGUGCUCAACUACUACCGCACCGGCAAGCUGCACUGCCCAGCCGACGUGUGCGGACAGCUCUUCGAGGAAGAGCUCACUUUCUGGGGCAUCGAUGAGACCGACGUGGAACCCUGCUGCUGGAUGACCUAUCGACAGCAUCGCGACGCCGAGGAAGCGCUCGACAUCUUCGAGAGCCCAGAUGGAGGCGGCGGCGGCCCUGGGCCCAGCGACGAGGCUGGCGAUGAGGAGCGAGAGCUGGCCCUGCAACGCUUGGGCCCCCACGAGGGAGGCGCGGGCACUGGCGCCGGGUCCGGGGGCUGCCGCGGAUGGCAACCCCGCAUGUGGGCCCUCUUCGAGGAUCCCUACUCCUCCCGGGCAGCCAGGGUGGUAGCUUUCGCCUCUCUCUUCUUUAUCUUGGUCUCCAUCACCACCUUCUGCCUGGAGACUCAUGAGGCCUUCAACAUCGAUCGCAACGUGACAGAGAUUCACCGUGUGGGGAAUAUCACCAGCGUGCGCUUCCGGCGGGAGGUGGAGACAGAGCCCAUUCUGACCUACAUCGAGGGCGUGUGUGUGCUGUGGUUCACACUGGAGUUCCUGGUUCGCAUCGUGUGCUGCCCCGACACGCUGGACUUUGUGAAGAACCUGCUCAACAUCAUCGACUUUGUGGCCAUCCUGCCUUUCUACCUGGAGGUGGGGCUGAGUGGCCUGUCAUCCAAGGCGGCCCGAGACGUCCUGGGCUUCCUGCGUGUGGUACGUUUCGUGCGCAUCCUGCGCAUCUUCAAGCUCACACGUCACUUCGUGGGGCUCCGCGUGCUGGGCCACACGCUCCGCGCCAGCACCAACGAGUUCCUGCUGCUCAUCAUCUUCCUGGCGCUGGGGGUGCUCAUCUUUGCCACCAUGAUCUACUACGCUGAGCGCAUCGGGGCCAGACCCUCCGACCCGAGGGGCAACGACCACACUGACUUUAAGAACAUCCCCAUUGGCUUCUGGUGGGCUGUGGUCACUAUGACGACACUGGGCUACGGGGACAUGUACCCUAAGACGUGGUCAGGCAUGCUGGUGGGGGCGCUGUGUGCGCUGGCCGGAGUGCUCACCAUUGCCAUGCCGGUGCCUGUCAUUGUCAACAACUUCGGCAUGUACUAUUCCCUGGCCAUGGCCAAGCAGAAGCUGCCCAAAAAACGAAAGAAGCACGUGCCCCGGCCGGCCCAGCUUGAGUCGCCCAUUUACUGCAAGUCGGAGGAGACCUCGCCCCGGGACAGCACCUACAGUGACACCAGCCCCCCUGCCCGGGAGGAGGGUAUGAUGGAGAGGAAGCGGGCAGACUCUAAGCAGAAUGGCGAUGCCAAUGCGGUGCUGUCAGACGAGGAGGGAGCUGGCCUCACCCAGCCCCUGGCCUCUGCCCCUACCCCCGAGGAGCGCCGGGCCCUGCGACGCUCAGGCACCCGAGACCGGAACAAGAAGGCGGCUGCCUGCUUCCUGCUCAGCGCCGGGGACUAUGCCUGUGCUGAUGGUAGUGUCCGCAAAGAGACCUGCCAAGACGCCCUCUCGUCCAACUAUGCCCAGGCUGAAGUCCUCACCCUCUCUUAAGGCGGCACCAACGUGAGAGAGACAGGCAGACAGACAGAAAGCCAGAGGCUUAGGGAAACUCUGGAACCCAGGCAAGAAUCUUUCGCUGGGAAAGACUCAGAUAUCCUUGUUUGCGCAGGACUGGUGGAAAUCUCCCAUGCGACCCUCGGGGCCCAGAGCCAUCUGGGUCUGAUGUUCUGUUCUACUGUACAUUGAAGAGAUAUAUAUGCACAUAUAGUAUCUAUAUUCAUACAUACUAUACUCUUGUGUGUAGUGCACGUGCUAUUGGUGGUCUGUCUUCUUUGUUAGGCUGUGUCUCCCCACCCCCAAGUUUCCCAUCCCCUUUCCCUUCACCGAUUCCUUGUCUCUGCUGAAUAUGUGUGGAAUGUCCCAGGAAAAAUGCACCUGGGAACUGCCAGUCCAGCUGGAUAGUCCCAGGCUACUCUCUCCUGGGAGUGUUCCCCUUGUCAGCAGAUGGUCUGUUGAAGUCUGUUGAAGGCCAGACUGCCCCCAGGGUUACUGCUCCACUAGCCCUGCCCCACCCCAGAUUGGGGUUCUACCUCCCACCCCAUGCCCCACUUGUGUGGGGGUACUUCCAGGGGCUCCUUUGCAGCCUCCUCCACUCCUUUCUCCAUCCCAUCUUUGUCCAUAACUGAGGGGCAUUUUGUCCUUUCUUUUCUUUUUUGGUUCUGUCUCUUUGUCCACUUGUUUUAAAAAGAUGCUGCUGGGCAGACGGGCAGGGCAGGGGUCUGUCUGCCUAUCUGGCUCAGGGGUCUGAGAAGGGGAAGCCUCGGGCAAGAGGAGACCAGUUGCAAUACUGUACUUCCUGGCCUGUGGCCAGAGGAUGCGUGCAAUAGCAGAGGCCAGGUGACCCCUUCAGCCUCGGCCUCUGCCCCUCCCUCAGCCCUUUCUCUCCACUCCCACCCCUUCCUGCCCCUCCCUGGUGUUGGUCAGUCCUUUUCUAAAGCUGUCCCCUUGUGUGUGUCUGAGGCAUGCCUAGGCUGGGCACUGCUGCCCUGUCCUCAUGCCUUCCACUGUCAUGCUGUGCUCGAGCCCUAAUAAAGACAUCUGGAGCAUUCUGCUGCUCCU
Molecule: messenger RNA, 2962 nt
Organism: Tupaia belangeri chinensis (Chinese tree shrew)
Lineage: Eukaryota; Metazoa; Chordata; Mammalia; Scandentia; Tupaiidae
Gene: KCNC4
Product: potassium voltage-gated channel subfamily C member 4
Biological process (GO): protein homooligomerization; action potential; potassium ion transmembrane transport
Cellular component (GO): axon terminus; postsynaptic membrane; neuronal cell body membrane
Molecular function (GO): delayed rectifier potassium channel activity; protein binding
Source: RefSeq, a predicted model, not a curated record